Paramecium sonneborni is the source of this 657-nucleotide messenger RNA. The record is from the annotation of a GenBank genome assembly. Lineage: Eukaryota; Ciliophora; Oligohymenophorea; Peniculida; Parameciidae.
AUGACUUAAGAAUCUAGUUUUGAUUCCAAAAUAUCUAUAAACUCAGAUGAAGAAAUUAAUCAAUUAAAAAUCUGUCCCUUUUAAACUCACUUCUAAUAUUGUUAUCAGGGCAAUACUUAAAAUAAAGUAGCAAAUUAGCCAAUACCAUCUCCUGAAUAUAAAUUUAUGGGAGUGAACUAUAGUAAUAAUGAAAUAGUGAACUAUUGUUAAUCAAUAGAAAGAAAAUUAGAUAACAGUAAAUAACAGGAUCAAAUUAGAAAAUAAUUUACUAUUAAUGUCAACAAGAGUGUAGACAUAUGUUCAGAUAAUAAAAGAAUUUAAAAAAGCAAUAAAAUCUAAAUAUAUAGUAUGCAAUAAAUUAAAAUGAACAAACAAGCAAAGAAAAAUGUGAAUUAAAAUAAUAAUUUGUCUUUAUAAAAACCUAGAAAACCAAAAAAAAAUACAACAACAAAUAUAAAAAAUUUAUCUCCUCAUGGUAUAUUGAAAGCUAGUUCUUUUGAAGGACUACAAAGCCAUAGUUCUAAUAAUCUAUCUUAUUAAAUGUUUUCUAAUAAGAAAGUAUAAUUUGAAUUCACUUAAGAAUAAAUCAAAAGUAUGAAAAAAAUUAAGAUUGAAAAUGUCCUUAUAAGACAAAGAACAAGAUUUGUUUUAAAUUGA